GCGCGGCACCGUGGACCGAGCAUGCGCGGUUGCCAAACGAGGAGUAGUUCCGUGUUCACGGUGGAACUGUUUUGUUUGUUGGUGACGAACAUCAGAAUCUGGAAACACCUAUCAACAGCAUUGCUGACCGAUUGAACAGGGAAGUAGAUCCAAUAUGUCACAAGGUGGGAGAUUGGAUGGAGAUCCAGAUACCAUAAUCACUAAGUUCUUGGCAGUGUGUAAGAGCUACCACUUAUUCCAGUUGACGAAGUUCUACUGGCACAGACUUGAACAGGCAAUUCAAGAAGAGGUGGAUGGUGUCAGCUCAUUGUUAAAAGAUAAGAAGCAUUUCAAUGAAAAAGAACAUUUGGCAAUCACUGAGCUCGUGGAGAAGGGAAACCAGGCAGACAGUUCCAAACUGCUGCUAAAUCUGGUGAUGGAGAAAGACCCUCAGGCCCAAAGGGUGAUGUGGAUGUCCUUUGUGAAAAAGCGCCAUGCCUCGCCAAAGUUGGAUGAAAUACUGAAAGAAAUAGAGGGACAUGGUCUUGAUCAAUUUAAUUACAUGGAUAUGGUCCGAAAUUUAUCUGAAAUACCCAGUCAUCUGAAAGGUGUUCAACAGAAACACAAGGAGACAUUGCGGGUCCAAACUGAAAAACUGAGAGUGAACACUAUCCUAAUAAAGGAGAAGGUGAAGAUUUUCCAGCUGGUUGACCAAUACACUGAGCUAGCAGUUAUUUCUCCUGUUCGAGGUCGGACACUUGUAGAAGGUGAACUGCUAGCAAGAGGCCGAGACCAUGAAGAGCAGAGAGAGAAACUUCUCCGAACUGAACUGGAAAAAACCCAAGUUGAUCAGUUGUUCCAAUGCAACAUUUCCAGGGGAAAGUCCAAACCUGGGAUUUCAGCAGUAAUAAGUGGAGUCCCAGGGAUUGGAAAAUCAACAAUGGUACAAAAAAUGGUUUAUGACUGGGCCACUGGGAAAAUAUACCCAGGUUUCCAAUUUGCAUUCAUUUUUAAAUUCCGAGAUUUGAAUGCUCUUAAUUGUCGGAUAAACCUGAGGAAUCUGAUAUUGGAUCAGUAUCCUUACUUUGGGAAUACUCUGGAAGAACUCUGGAAGAACCCAGAGGGAUUGCUCUUCAUAUUUGAUGGUUUGGAUGAAUUCAAGGACAGUAUUGAUUUUUCUGACAGUCGGAGAGAUACAGAACCUCAGUUCAUGUGCACUGAUCCUGAAUGCUGGUGUGAAGUGUCUGACAUUGUGUACAGUUUAAUCCAGCACAAGCUGCUCCCUGGAUGUUCAGUGCUAGUGACCAGCCGUCCCACUGGAUUGCAUUUAUUGGAAAAGGCUGAGAUCAGUAUCUGGGCUGAAGUCCUGGGAUUUGUUCGUGAUAAACGGAAGGAAUAUUUCAACAGGUUUUUUGAGGAUCAGACAGUGUCAGCAGCUGUUUACAAAUACGUGGAGGAGAAUGAGAUCCUGUACACCAUGUGCUACAACCCUUCGUACUGCUGGAUCCUCGGUCUGUCACUGGGUCCCUUCUUCACACAAAGGGACAGGAAACAGCAGCAGGUUCCCAAGACCAUCACCCAACUGUAUUCCUACUACAUUUACAACAUUCUGAAAAACCACAGCCGUCCGAUUGAAAAUCCCCGUGAUGUGUUUCUGAAGCUUGGUGAGAUGGCCUUCACUGGCAUCUCUGAGAAGAAGAUUGUGUUUAGAACUGGAGACUUGAUUCAGCACAGUCUGCAACCUUCCCAGUUCCUGUCUGGAUGUAUGAUGGAACUUUUGGAGAGAGAUUAUUCUGCACAGAUUGUGUGCCACACAUUCCCACAUCUCACCAUCCAAGAAUUUGUAGCGGCCCUUGCCCAAUUCCUGACUCCUGAUCCCAGGGACAUUCAGAAAUUGCUCACUGAGGCCUAUAGUAAGGAAGAUGGACAAUUUGAAAUUUUCAUCCGUUUUGUUGUGGGCCUCUCCUCCCCACAGUCAGCUUAUCCUCUGGAAGAGUUUCUGUGUCCGUUUCUUCAUCAGACAGUCUGUCAUGUCGUUGAUUGGGUGAAUGACAUUGUUAAAGGACAGAUUGGAAACACUAAGACUAUAACUGGUAAAAGAAACCUCCUGAAUACAUUGCACUACCUGUUUGAGUCUCAGAAUAAAUCACUCACACGGAACUCAGUGAAAGAUGUGGAAAUAUUUUCAUUAAGUGACUGGAGACUGACCCCAAUAGACUGUGUAGUCCUCUGUUUUGUCAUUGAAUUCUGUGAAUCAAUCAAAGAGCUUGAUCUUGAGAAUUGCUACAUUCAGUACGAAGGACUGCAGCGAUUGGGACCCAUACUUCACAAAUGCCGAGAGCUGAGGCUGGGGAGUAACAAAGUGGGAGAUUUAGGAGUGAAGCUAUUGUCUGAGGUUCUGAGGAAUCUGGACUGUAAACUGCAGCAACUCGGUCUCAACAAUAACAUGCUCACAGAUUCUUGUGCCGACGAUCUCAGCUCCAUUCUAAGUACAAGUCGCUCACUGACUGUUGUGAACCUGAAUGAUAAUAAAUUGGGAGAUUCAGGAAUGAAACUGCUGUCAGCAGCUCUGAGGAACCUGAACUGUAAAUUACAGAAAGUGGGGCUUCGUGACAACAAUCUCUCAGAAUCUUGUGCUGAGGAUCUCGCCGCAAUACUCAACACAAACCAGUCACUGAUAGAACUAAACCUCGGAAAUAACAAGGUGAAACAUUUAGGAGUGAAACGACUGUCAUUGGCUCUGAUGAAUCCUCAUUGCAACCUACAGAAGCUAUUGCUGUACAGAAAUGGUCUGACAAAAUCUUGUGUUCAGGUUCUCAGCUCUGCCCUUAGUACAAACCAGUCUUUAAUAGAACUGAACAUGAAUAAUAACAAUUUGGGAGAUUCAGGGAUGAAACUACUGUGUGCGGUUCUGGGGAACUCGGACUGCAAACUACAGAAACUGCAUUUGUGUGAUGUCAAUCUCUCAGAUUCUUGUGCUCAGGAGCUCUCCACUGUUGUCGGUACAAACCAGUCAUUGAAAGUUCUGGAUCUGGGAUCGAAUUCCUUCACAGACCAAUUUGUCCCCGCUGUCAUCCGUCUCAUACAGACCUGCAGAUGUUUGGAACUGAUUGAGCUGUGGGGGAAUCGGUUCAGUCCAAAUGGAAAGAGGCAUCUAAAGUCACUGCAGGAAUCUAGAGGUGGACUGACUGUUUCGUUCGGUGAAUCUUUCAGUGUUAUGGACCGGCCUGACAAUGACUACUAAUCUCUCCGCGGCCCCCUCAAAAUAUCUUAAGAAGUUUGUGGCAGCAAAUGACCGCAAAUCGGUCAAAGGUGAAAAUAACGGUGAAUCAGACAGAAGAGUCUGUAGGCGCACGGUGCAACACAUUGGUGACUCUACACACACGGGUGAGGUACAGGAAACAACGUGGAGAACAAUAAUAAACAGUCUUGCACACAGUUACAUCAGUAGUAAGGAACAAUAGAUCUGCCAUUGCCAUGGCCACCAGGUAGCAAUUGGUGCAGCUGGAGAGCGCACACUUCCUGCGGGAUGCAAUCGCAAUUGCCACCAAAUUAACUGAAAGAGCAGGAAGUAAAAAAUGACUGGGAAUUAAUGACUAACAGGUGGCAUGCUGAGAACUCACUACCAGUGCCAGAGGUCAUAUCACAACCCCGAUGGCCAUAUACGUGUCGUAUGUAAUGUGAAAAUGUGAUCUACUGAACAGAUGCGAGCAAGAGAUGGAUAUAAGGAAGUGCCUGCGAAUAUUUCUGAAGCACUGGAAUGGACAGUAGUGUGACCAGGGUAAAGGAAAAGGGAUUUGGCAGGGAACAAGAUAGAUGUGGGAGUUGGUGAGCUUAUACAUGACUUAUACAAGGAGGUGAUCACCUGAAAUGGAAUUGGAGAAAUUGAAGGUCAUAAGUACCAAAGAAGGCCAAUGAAUAAAGGGAGGUGGCAGAAGCUGAAAACAAAGUCAAGUAAGUUAAUCCACAUUGAGCUGAUCGAAGGGAAUAUUGCAAAGAUAGUCAUCACAGUACCAGUUGUAGCAAGGUAGCUGAAUAAGACAAACGCACAAAGGCAGCAACACCAGGACUCCGAGAGGUUCCCACACCAAUACAUUUAAGUGGGGAUGCCCAAGUGUCUACAACAAGCACCUACACAAACAUCCCUUACUACAGUGUCCCUGCACACAGACUAGGAACAAGAACAAUGGUGUUACACAUUUCCAGACCAGAGCCAUUGUUUAAGAGAGGAAUUCCAGCAGGAAUUUGUCAAUGACCCAAAACCAAACAAGUCCAAACGGGGUUCUGGGUCCAAUAGGAGAUGGUUGAGAGAAGCUGACAGGGUUAGGGACUGAUGAAUCCUGUCAGGGAAGACCCCAAGCAUUGAUUAUUUUAUUAAAUGCCAUUUGACUGGGCUUUGCACCUCUUUGGGGAAGACCAACGUGGACAAAAAAGUGAAUGAACUUCUUGAUGAUGGUUCCAAGCUCAGAGAGAGGUAAUUCACUUGGGAUGUGAGAGGCGACUGACCGAAUGAACUGAUGGAUAAUGGUUCAAAAACUGAAGAAGAGAAAACUUGCUUUGAAAAGAGGAGCUUAAUGGUUAAUUCAUAGUGAAUCAUUUCAUAACCAAUUAAAGAAAGCAGACAUUUUAAUAUUUCAUGUUAAUAUUAUCUCAGGAAUAUAUAAUAACGGAGGUGUUAUAACAUUAGGUAAGUGUUAUGAAGUUGGAGAUCUGUACUGUACCUUUUCAAAGAGUGAAUGCUGUUCUGAACUGAGAGAUUACAAGCACCUUUGCAUAUGACUAGGUGGCAGUCCCAGAAUGUACUGGAAAAUUUAAAGUAUGUAACUUCUGGCUGUGAAAUGGAUACCUGAGUUUUGGUUGCUGUUCUGACA
This is a messenger RNA of Chiloscyllium plagiosum (whitespotted bambooshark), 4850 nucleotides long. The record is from RefSeq and is a predicted model, not a curated record. NCBI's taxonomy places the organism in Eukaryota, Metazoa, Chordata, Chondrichthyes, Orectolobiformes, Hemiscylliidae.